CCGAUCCUGGCUGUGAUGGGCAGUGCCGGGGGAGCCGAUSCCGAUGGUGCCGGGCGGUGCCGCAGGCGCCGAUCCCGAUCCCGGCCGUGCCGGGCGGUGCCGGCUCCACCGCCCCGAUCCGGGUUCCCGGCGGAGGCGGAGCCGCGCAGGGAGGAUCCCGGGACGAGCCGUGGCGGAGCGGCCAUCGCUCGGCACCACCCGGCUCGGCCCGGCCCGGCCCGGGACAGCGCGGACGGAGCGGGGCGGGGGCAGCACCGGGACGGUAUCCCGGGGCCGGGCUGUCCCCGGGCAGGGCCGUGCCGCGGUGGGCAGCCCCCGGCCCCGCCGUGUCGCCGUGCCGGCCCGGACCCCCCGGCAGCGAUGGCCGCCCGCAUCCUGCACCGGCUGCGGCACGCACUGGCGGGUGAGGGCGGCCGGGACGAGCCGGCGGGCGGCGGUGGCGAGGCCGAGGACUGCCCGGAGAGCUCGGAGCUGGAGGAUGACACCGAGGGGCUGUCGACGCGCCUCAGCGGCACCCUGAGCUUCACCAGCCACGAGGACGAGGAGGAGGAGGAGGAGGAGGAGGGGGACGGAGCUAGCGAAGAGCUGGAGGAGCUGGCGCCGGGGGCGGCAGCAGGCACGGAGGACGGAGGCAGGUGGUGGGGCGAGUGGGUCUCUGCGGCGGAGCGCCCUGGCGGCAGCCUGCUGACCCGGCAGCUGCAGGAGCUGUGGCGGAGGUCGCGGGGCAGCCUGGCACCGCAGCGACUGCUCUUCGAGGUCACCAGUGCCAGCGUGGUCAGCGAGCGCUCUUCCAAGUACGUGCUCUACACCAUCUACCUGAUCCGCUCUGGCCAGUUUGACAAGGCUCCUGCCACCAUCGCCCGGCGCUACUCGGACUUUGAGCAGCUGAACCGCCGCCUGCGUUGCCGCUUCAGCUGCGACAUGGCCAGCAUUGCCUUCCCCAGGAAGAGGCUGCGCCGGAACUUCACCGCUGAGACCAUUGCCAAGCGGAGCCGAGCCUUCGAGCAGUUCCUGUCCCAUCUGCACUCCAUCGAUGAGAUCCGCCGCUCUCCUGAGUUCCUCGAGUUCUUCUUCCUGCCGGACCUGCAGGCUGCGCAGCGCCUGACCUGCACUGGCAUGUACCGCGAGGCCCUGGCCACCUGGGCCAACGCCUACCGGCUGCAGGACCGGCUGGGGGUCUGCAGCUCCGGCCGCUUCCUGCUGACUCUGGCCGGGCUGGCUGUCUGCCACCAGGAGCUGGACCAGCUCAGUGAGGCCCAUGGUUGCUGUGAGCAGGCACUGCAGCUGCUGGAGGCUCAGGGCAGCCACCCGCUGCUGGGACCCUUCCUGCAGGCCCACGUCCACCUGGCCUGGAAGGUGGGCAAGGACAAGCGGCGCUCAGAGGCCCGGCUGCAGGACCUGCGGGAAGCCGGGCUGCCCCUGCAGCAGCAGCCUUCCCUGAAGGAAURCCUGAUCAAGGAGCCUCUGGAAUGAACAGCCUGUGCCCACAUGGGCGGGAGGGCAGGGGCUGUGGGGGCUCACACCCGUGGCAGCUGGGAACACUGAGAGCAAUGCCGUGGGUAGGGAUGGGGCAGGGGAGYAGCGCUGCAGUCCCACGGGCAGCACAGCCCAUGCCUUGAGCUGCCUCCUGAAUGCACUUUCUCUGUGGUUAGUCUGUCCUGCGGGGCUGGGGACUCACGGGGGUCCACCACCCACACCGGUGCUGCCAGAAGCUGCUCCCCCUCUUUGGGGGAUCCUGGAGUGGCUGKGACUUUAGCUGGGACGUACUGGCACCUUGCAAGGGAAUGGGAAGGCUUCUGGCAGGGUCCAGGGCUGUUGCCGGGAGCUUCCCAUGAAACUUAYAUAAUAGAAAGGACUUUAUUAAAUAAAGUCUUGGCAGGAAGAAGAGUAAGGUGCCUGCUGUGUCUG
Molecule: messenger RNA, 1908 nt
Organism: Malurus melanocephalus (red-backed fairy wren)
Lineage: Eukaryota; Metazoa; Chordata; Aves; Passeriformes; Maluridae
Gene: SNX21
Product: sorting nexin family member 21
Exons: 3
Coding region: 16-1473 (485 amino acids)
Biological process (GO): protein transport
Cellular component (GO): early endosome membrane
Molecular function (GO): phosphatidylinositol phosphate binding; protein binding
Source: RefSeq, a predicted model, not a curated record